AUGGCCGGGCGCAGGUCUUCAAACGUCUUCCCCCUCCCAGGCAAUAGAGGUGGUGGCCUGGAAGGGCCAGUGCCCGUGCGAGUUGACACCCCAACUUGGUUGAGCAGCCAAGCAGCCACCAGCAGGUUAAUGGUGCGGCCUGGUACGGGGCCAGGCAUCUGUCCAGGCUCUGGGGUGUGGGGAGUACCUCUGGUUCCCUCACCUUAUGAAUUCCGAGGAGGGGUAGCACCCUACGGAGCUGGUGAGGCAAGGGCCUGGUCCCAGAGGUCCUCUGAGGAUACCUGCCCAGGACCCUACAUCGCUCUGAGGUACAUGCCAAAUUUGGCACUACCAGAAGAUGUUUCUGCCAUACAGAAAGAAAUGGAGCAGCUGGCCAAGGAGCUGAGACAGAAGAGGAUGACCCUGGGGUACUCACAGGCCGAUGUGGGGUUCGCUGUAGGAGCUAUGUUUGGGAAGGUUCUCAGCCAGACAACCAUAUGCCGUUUCGAGGCCCAGCAACUCAGCCUCGCCAAUAUGUGGAAGCUGCGACCCCUGCUGAAAAUGUGGCUAGAGGAAGUAGAUGAGAAGAACCUUCUGGGCAUAUGCAGAAUGGAGAUGAUCUUGCAGCAGGCCCGGAAGCGGAGACGUGCAAGCAGAGAGAGACGCAUUGGGAGCAAUCUGGAGAAACUGUUCUUGCAGUGUCCAGAGCCCACGCCCCAGCAAAUCAGCUAUAUUGCUGGGCGCCUCCGGCUGCAGAAGGACCUGGUCCAAGUGUGGUUUUCUAACCGGAGCCAGAUGGGCAGUUGGCAGAGCAGCGAUACCUCCCGGAGGGAGAAUGUGGGGGCAGCUGGGCCUCCUUUCCCAGGGCCACCGGUGUGCUUUCCCCUGGCACCCGGGCUCCAUUUUGAUUUUCCCCACUAUGGGGGGUCAUGUCUUACACCCUUGUAUUCCUCUGCCGCAUUUCCUGUACGAGGAGCCCUUUUGUCUGCCCCAUCCACCACGCUGGGCCUCCCCAGGCUGUCAAGCUGA
This is a messenger RNA of Psammomys obesus (fat sand rat), 1008 nucleotides long. RefSeq names its product POU domain class 5, transcription factor 2 (gene Pou5f2). The transcript has a single exon. Gene Ontology annotation, molecular function: RNA polymerase II cis-regulatory region sequence-specific DNA binding; DNA-binding transcription factor activity, RNA polymerase II-specific. Gene Ontology annotation, biological process: regulation of transcription by RNA polymerase II. The record is from RefSeq and is a predicted model, not a curated record. NCBI's taxonomy places the organism in Eukaryota, Metazoa, Chordata, Mammalia, Rodentia, Muridae. The coding region runs from base 1 to 1008 and encodes 335 amino acids.